UCUCGGCGCCAUUUUCUUAGAAAAGAGAUUUUUCAACCGGUCCUUUUUAUAUGGAUUUUGUAUUGAAGUCAUUUAGGUUUCCCACAACAAACUAAAAAUUCGUUUCGGCGGCAAAAUGGUGUCGCUUCCUUCGGGGGCCCCACCAGCGCCACCAACCAAGCGCAAGGAGAUUUACAAGUAUGACGCACCUUGGACACUGUAUGCUAUGAAUUGGAGUGUGCGACCCGACAAGCGAUUUCGGUUAGCACUUGGAAGCUUCGUUGAGGAGUACAACAACAAGGUUCAGAUUGUGUCACUCGAUGAGGACACAUCAGAGUUUGUGUGCAAGAGCACGUUUGAUCAUCCAUACCCUUGCACAAAAAUCAUGUGGAUACCUGACAGUAAAGGUGUCUUCCCAGAUUUGCUUGCAACCAGUGGGGAUUACCUAAGGAUAUGGCGAGCAGGAGAGAAUGAAACACGGCCUGAAUGUCUGCUUAAUAACAACAAGAACUCGGACUUCUGUGCUCCGUUGACGUCUUUUGACUGGAAUGAAGUCGACCCAAAUCUUCUGGGAACUUCAAGCAUAGAUACCACAUGCACAAUAUGGGGUCUUGAAACGGGGCAGGUGUUAGGUCACGUGAACCUGGUGUCUGGACACGUGAAGACUCAACUCAUUGCUCACGACAAGGAAGUGUAUGACAUCGCCUUCAGCCGUGCCGGCGGAGGCAGAGACAUGUUUGCCAGCGUCGGUGCUGAUGGUUCGGUUCGCAUGUUUGACUUGCGACAUUUGGAGCAUUCCACGAUCAUCUAUGAGGAUCCAGUCCAUCACCCAUUGUUACGAUUAGCCUGGAACAAGCAGGAUCCAAACUAUCUAGCUACGAUGGCCAUGGAUGGAAUGGAGGUGAUAAUUCUUGAUGUAAGAGUGCCGUGCACUCCAGUAGCUAGGCUGAACAAUCACAGAGCGUGUGUGAAUGGCAUUGCUUGGGCGCCACAUUCUUCAUGCCACGUGUGUACAGCAGCCGAUGAUCACCAAGCGCUCAUCUGGGACAUACAGCAGAUGCCGCGAGCAAUAGAAGAUCCGAUCCUAGCCUACACGGCCGAGGGUGAGAUCAACCAGAUACAGUGGGCUUCGACGCAGCCGGACUGGAUAGCCAUCUGCUAUAACAACUGCCUGGAGAUCCUGCGAGUGUAAUGCUACUGUCUCUCUGUGCUGGGGUGCUGAUCGCGUGAGCGUGGCGCCACCUAGAGCAGCUUCCUGCCCUCCAGGUGAGGACACCGUACCGUUGCGGAACAAGCGCUCGCUCUCCCACGCGUAACCCCGUCCAACCAACCCCAGCGUCACGUAUUGGCCCAUGUGGUGAUGGAAGUGAGGGGUGUGAGUGUGGGAACAAGCUUUUACUCUUUCGUAGAAGAUGGCAUGCAAUAGUGGCCACUACUUUUGCCCAUGUCGGAGUGAAUACUGUCGGUGCACCCCGUCUUAUGUUAGAGAAACAAAACAACGCUUCUUUAAUAGUUGCGAGCGUUCACUGUCGAACACCCGUCUCUCAAUUCGUGAUGUAAUUCGUUGGGCAGUGUAGUCGGGUUAGUGGCGAAUGCGCCUGCAACGUGGCGUGGCAGGCACCUGUUCCACGCCCAUAUCUCUCUCGCGCCAGAGCAGGGCAUGGCUCUCCUAGAAAGGCAGAGCAAUUCUCGAAGCGCACGGGGUGGAUGGACUGUUCCCUUUGUGUAGCAAUGUACAUGGCACCUUAAGAACGUGGCGACUGAAAUACUGCUGCUAAUGCUGCCGGCGCGUUUUGGCUAGGUGGGUGCUCGCUUGCGUCAGACACGCGUGACUAGCCGAGUGGGAUCAGUGGACAGACUGGUGGCCAGCGAAUGUGUGUCGUGGUAGCUGUAGACAUCUGGUGUCUGCUUGGUUGGCGUGAAAGUAAUUUUUGUGCAGAGAACAUCUCGCAGGGUUUGUUUUGUACGACGACGCUGCGGAGCCGUCGUCGCAAUUCAUUACUAGUUUGAAUUUCGAAGCGGAGACUCAUCUUUUAUAUCGGAAUCCACUUGUAAUAUUUCGACAUUUUAUCAUCCAUAUCAUCGAUAUUCACUAUUUAUCAAAUUUCAUUUAUUUCAAUAAGUUGAGUAUGAUUUUUUGAAAAUACUAUUUUUGUAAGUGUUGUGUGUAGAAUUGUAGAUAGUAAAUGUGAUAGGCAUUAUGUCUGGCCAUUUGGCUGCUGUAAGGCCAGGUGAAGUAACCACUGGGUUGUCUGUACUUUUGUUUACUGUGUUUACUGGUAGGUGGCAGCACAAUGCCAUGUGCAGGUGGCGUUUGCAAGAGAUUUCAGCAGGUGAAUUUUUUAGGGUGCUGUUGGCAUGUGAGAGGCUGUAGUGUAAUGAUCGUGGUUUUUACUACCACUGUCAUUCUGCCGCAAGUCUUGCAACAAAAAGACUAGUCUAAUUCAAAUGCAUUUACAACAACUUGCGCCUUUGUUGUGUACACUGAACUUGGAGCUUCAGGCUAACUCUAGAGACUAGAAUGCCAUGUGCAACUUCUGAAAUCUUUCUGGAUCGGAAGAAGUCGACUCCGCUGCAAGAAAGUCGAACAUCGGUAACUCGUGUCAACUAGCGGUUUUUCCAUUGCUAAUGGUCACAGUUGUCUCUGGAAAAACUUGUAUCUGACCUUGCCUUGAUGCUCCUAGUUGUAAAAACCAGUUUGCUCUCAGUUGCUUUCAGUCACAAGUGUGAGAUAGGCUAAGCACAAGGUGUCAUAGUCCGCAAAUGCAGACGUUAUAACUCCGCUUUGCUAAUCUGAGAGUGCGGGUUUAUCCCCAUUACUGGGGUCUGCGUCGGCUCGGACUAAAGGUGUCACAGCUGGUGCGUGAGUAAUUGCCAAAAAAAACGUUAUACUAACAUAAUUAUCUGUUUCUGCUGUAACCUUCAGCUAUUGAUGUUGUACCAUAGGUAAGAAAGAGCUAGUUGGUCAUUAGCCCCAAAUCUGGAUUUAAUGAAGUCGGUUUGUAAUCUAUAACCCAUUUUAGGCAGUAAUCGAAUCAUUUCUAAUUUAAUACAAAAUGGAUAUUUUGAAUUUUCCAGCUAUAUUUGCAAAGCUAUUAUUUGAAAUUUUCCUUUUCAGCAUUCCCAGUUCGAACUUUUUCUUUUUUUAUCAGGUUUUCUGUAUGCUGCAAACUUACAAUCAUUAAGCUGUAUGAUUAAAAUAAGGCUAAAAUAUUUCUAAAGGAAUGCUUCUCAGCGACGUUAUUAAAGAUGUCAACAUUAUAUGCAAACUAAAGGGUUGCUCGGUAAGUGGAUUGCUGUUUAUGUGGUGUGUUUAUCACCCUAUUAUCAAAAUUCUUUUUUGUAACUUUUAUACAACGUACCAUUCUAGAGUAGGAAAAUAUACGGUCAAUUUCAUCAGGCUGCAACCGUGAUUUAAAUAAAAAAAAUUAAAAUUAAACUUGUCCAUGUUGCAAAGUGUAAAUAUUGAUGUAAGUGGAAAAAGAGUGUAUGACAGAAUAAACCAAUUAUUUGUUUCGUUUGACUCCUACAGUAGAUCCAUUGUAUUUACCUUUACAGUUGUUGUUGUUUAUAAUAGGAUCUGAUUAACCAUGAUUGGUGGUUAAUUUGGAUACAGUCCACGUUUGUUAGUGACUGAUACCCAUGGGGUCUGCUUGCAAACUUGUAAAUCGGUAACAUUUGUAUAGAGGUAACUAUCAGUUUGUCUGUGCUACAGUGUAUGGCACAUGUCUGCGUUGGCCAAGACGGUCAUGCAUAUUCGUUACAUGUCGAAUUGUUAUGUCUGUAAUGUAAUAUAAUGUAUAACAUAAAAGGUGUGUUCCCAUAAUAUU
This is a messenger RNA of Priapulus caudatus, 3809 nucleotides long. RefSeq names its product DDB1- and CUL4-associated factor 7. Gene Ontology annotation, cellular component: nucleus. The transcript has 10 exons. The coding region runs from base 116 to 1171 and encodes 351 amino acids. Gene Ontology annotation, molecular function: protein binding. Lineage: Eukaryota; Metazoa; Priapulida; Priapulimorpha; Priapulimorphida; Priapulidae. The record is from RefSeq and is a predicted model, not a curated record.